This is a messenger RNA of Notodromas monacha, 1878 nucleotides long. NCBI's taxonomy places the organism in Eukaryota, Metazoa, Arthropoda, Ostracoda, Podocopida, Cyprididae. The record is from the annotation of a GenBank genome assembly.
AUGGAGCGAGAGAUUCCGGAGGAGGUUCGUCGCCGACGAUUGUCGUACAAGAAGCGGGAUUCUUUCUACCACCAGAGCUGGGAAUCAUCAAUCAGAAGGCCGUCCCAUGUUUCCCCGAACCCUAGGGGUAACUGGGGCUCGAAAUGGGAAUUUUUGUUAUCCUGCGUUGGGCUCUCCGUCGGCAUCGGGAACGUGUGGCGGUUCCCGUACUUGGCUUAUCAAAAUGGCGGCGGAGCUUUUUUGAUCCCGUACUUGGUGAUGCUGAUACUGGCUGGUAAACCGAUUUACUUCAUGGAGCUCGCCUUUGGCCAAUUCGCGGGCGUUGGACCCUUGGCCAUUUGGAACUGCGUGCCAAUCGCGAAAGGCGUCGGCUGGGCAAUGGUGACAGUGUCGCUGAUCGUGUGUAUUUACUACAACGUGAUCAUGUCGUACACUAUGCACUACUUCGUGUCGUCGCUGUCUUCUGUUCUGCCGUGGUCAGUCUGCGAUCCGGCCUGGGCCGACAUGUCGACAUGCUUCGUCGACAUUGCCGACUACACGAACAGCAGCCGGGCCUCUAAUGGAACUGAACUGCAGCCAGCAAGUCAGCAAUACUGGGAGAGAUACGUGCUGAAUAUCAGCCCCGGGAUCGAGGAGAUGGGGACGGUCAAGUGGGAUUUGGCGCUGUGUCUUCUCGCAUCCUGGGUCAUAGUAGUCCUGUGCUUGGUCAAAGGCAUAAAAACAUCGGGGAAAGUCGUGUACUUUGCUGCCACAUUUCCGUAUGUUAUACUGCUGACGCUUCUUGUGACCGGCUUGCUCCAAAAGGGAGCCAUGAAAGGGGUUCUUUUCUUCGUCACUCCUUCCUUCGAAAAACUGCUCGACAUAAAUGUCUGGAGAGCAGCUGCUGGCCAAAUGUUCUUUUCCUUGAGUGUUUCCAUGGGCGGACUUAUCAUGUACUCCAGUUACAACGACUUCCAGAACAACGUAUACAGGGAUGCGAUGGUAGUGAGCGUGUUGGAUACAGCAACGAGCAUCAUCAGUGGGAUGGUGAUCUUUUCCAUCCUGGGAGCCAAAGCCGAAGAGCUGAACAUCCCGAUCGAUGACGUCGUGAAGGACGGGCCGGGUCUUGCGUUUAUUGCAUAUCCGGAAGCACUCCUUCGCCUGCCCUUCCCACAGCUUUGGACGGUAUUGUUCUUCCUCAUGCUCUUCAUCCUCGGACUGGAUAGCGAGUUCGCCUUAUUGGAGAACGCGCUGACGAGUUUGUCUGACGAGUUCGACUUCUUCCGUCGGAACAAGCUGGCUUUGACGAUCUUAUCUGCCCUUGUGUGCUACCUGCUCGGACUGCCUUGCGUGAUGAACGGAGGCGCAUAUUUGCUGACGCUGAUGGAUGCAUACGGAGGAGGAACAGCGAUCAUUUUCAUUGCCAUUGCUGAAUGCGGAGCGAUCGCAUACCUCUACGGAUUGGGCAAGUUUUGUGACGACAUCGAAUUCAUGCUAAACGUUCGUCCAGGGUGGUACUGGAAAUUUACGUGGGCGUUUUGCGCUCCUUGCAUCCUGCUGUUCAUCUUCGUGCUUGCUCUGAUCGAACACAAACCAUUGAAAUACGAGGAUUAUGACUAUCCUGACUGGGCAGACGCAGUUGGAUGGGGCUUGACGUUGAUAUCUGUCAUAAACAUCCCCCUGUGGGCCAUAGUGACGGUCAUUCGCAUGCCGGGAGAGAACUUCAGAGAGUUAAACGAUAUUGCUGACGGUCAUGCGCUUUACAACUUUCGUUGGUCCGGAAAUCUUUCGAUCUGUUGGUUCACCGAAGCAGCGAUGAAAGUCGCCGAGAUGAAGAAAAUAUCCCAAACAUGGUGUCUGUUCAAAUUAGCUCUCGUAGGAUUUCGUCAAGUUUCUUGA